AUGACAGAGGACACUCCAAUGGUUGAGCAGGUUGCUGCUCAAUCGGCUACACCACCAACACCUCCAAAGCCAUCACUAUCGUUGACACCAAACAAGGCAAGCCCAUCAUCGUCGAAGCUCAAUCUAAAGAACAUGACGGCGCUCAACAUUGGCACUGGUGUGAGGGGUGCAGCAGCAACAACAACUGUGAGCAGCGGAAGUGGAAGCAGUGGAUCAAGCAACAACAAUGAAAGCUCUGGCAACUUGCUAAACUACUUUAGCAAAGUCCAAACGUCCUCCUCAUCCUCAUCAGAGGCCACACCAUCAACACCGACAAAGCCACCUUGGAGAUCACAGCCGACGAGGGCAGCAGCAGCCGCCGCCAACGAAGCCAUUUCAAGAAAGAGAAAGAUGGAUGAGGAGUUUGACGACGAUGUCGUAAUUGACGAGCAGGACGACGAGGACUAUGUGGACAAAGAUGAUGACUUUGACUUUGACGACGAGGUCGUGUCCACGCCCAGCAAAUCAAGGGGCAAGAGCGCCGCUGCCCCCUCCACGCCAAAGAAGUCUGCGUCCAAGGCCACCUCAUCCGCAUCCACGCCCACACGCAAGACGCCCGCACAAACAAAGAAAGAGAAGAAUGAGGAGCGCUAUGGAUGGCUUGAGGACGUCAAGGAUGCGAAUCAGUUGCCAGUGGGCCACCCAGACUAUGACGCCAGGACACUGCACAUCCCUCAGCAAGCAUUGGCCAAGCUGUCUGCAUUCGAGCGCCAAUACUGGGAGAUCAAAUCGAUGUGCUACGACACUGUGGUGUUCUUCAAGAAGGGCAAGUUCUACGAGUUGUACGAGGGCGACGCCGACAUUGGUCACGAGAAGUUUGGUCUAAAGAUGACGGACCGUGUCAACAUGCGCAUGGUGGGCGUGCCCGAGUCGUCGUUCCCUGGCUGGGCGUCCAAGUUCAUCCUGGCCGGCUACAAGGUGUCUAGGGUGGACCAGGUCGAAUCGCGUAUCUCAAUGGACAAGCGACAGAAUCAGUUUGGUGCUGCAUCGGCCAAGGACUCAAUCAUCAAGCGUGAGCUCACUUCGAUCAUGACCAUUGGCACACUGGUCGACGAGGCCUUCCUGCCAGACACAUCGUACAACUACUUGAUGGCAAUCAAAGAGGACGAGUACAAGCGCGAGUUUGGCGUCUGCUUUGUCGACACCUCAAUUGGACUAUUCAACUUGUGUACAUUCGUCGACGACGAGAAUCAAUCACAGCUCGAGACACUGCUACUACAGACAAUGCCACGCGAGGUUCUUAUUGAGAAGGGCGGAGUCAGUCCACAGACUGUGGCCACCAUCAAGAAGGUACUGCACAAUCAAAAGUACCUGCUGGCAUCUCGUUGUGUCACCGACUACUGGGACGCCGAGCUAACGCUGGCCACGCUGAAGGACCACCGCAAGGAGAUGGCCGAUCCAAUGCCGGAGCCCCUACCCUCGGUGCAGGACAAACUGAUCAUGAUGUGUGCCAUGGGUGCCAUCUUUGCCUACCUCGAGGAGACCAAGCUGGCCAAACAGAUCAUUGGCCAGUCGCGCUUCACCCUCUACAAUCCUAUGAGUGACGCCAGCUCGCUGAUCCUGGAUGGCCAGUGUCUGAUCAAUCUGGAGGUGUUCAACAACACGACCGAUGGCUCAAAGGAGGGCUCGCUGUUCCGAGUGCUCAAUCGUUGCUCCACCGCCUUUGGCCAACGUAUGCUCAAACAAUGGGUCUGCCGUCCAUUGUGCAAUCGCGAUUUGAUCAAUGCACGUCUCGACACUGUACAGUACCUGGGCGAGAACAACGAGGUCUUCACCAAGCUGAUGGCCAUCUUCACACGCAUCCCUGACCUCGAGCGAAUGAUCUCGCGUAUACAGGCACGCCACUCCAAGCUCCCCGACUUGGUGCUGGUGCUCGACACACUGGAGCGCUGCCAAAAGAGUCUGGAAGAGAUUGACUGUGUCGACGAAAUUGGCUCCAAACUGCUACGUGACUACGCCACGGUGGGCAUUGGCUUCCCCAACCUAAAGCCAUUGCUCGGAAAGAUGAGAGACAGCUUCACCUACGAGAGGAGCACCGACACUUUGACGCCAAGCCUCGGUCUGUCGCCCGAGUACGACAAGUGCAAGGAGAAGAUCACAGAGAUUGAGCUGAAGCUGGAGAACUACUUGCUGGAGCAGAAGAAGUUCUUCUCGUCGACGUCUGUGUGCUACAAGAACAUUGGCAAGGAGCACUAUCAGAUUGAGGUGCCCGUGGCCGCACUGCAGCGCGUCAAGCUGCCCACCACCUACUCGCUCAAGUCUGAACAGAAGGGCGCCAAGCGAUACUACACGCCCUUCAUUGAGAAGCAGACCAAGGAACUGUCAGAGUAUCAAGACGAGCUGAUUGGGCUAUCCAAGGAGGUUAUCGUGCGAAUUCAGGAAUCGUUCAACGAGAAUGCCUCGGUGUGGUGCCAAGCCGUCAACACACUGGCGCACAUUGACUGUCUCCUGUCGCUGGCCAAGGUCAGCCUGUUGUCCACGAUGCCAAUGUGUCGACCAGAGAUUGUAGGCAACUCCGCCAAUGCCUACCUGGAGGUGCAGGAGAUGCGUCACCCCGCCAUCACCAUUCAAGGUGGCAGCGACUUCAUCCCCAACGAUCUGGUACUGGGCAAGCGACCAGACGCGGCCAAGACCAACCCAUGCACGAUGGUCCUCACAGGCCCCAACAUGGGAGGCAAGUCCACUCUGUUGCGCCAAGCUUGCAUAUUGGUGAUCAUGGCGCAGAUGGGCUGCUACGUGCCGGCCACCAUGUGCCGAAUGUCGCUGGUCGAUCGUAUAUUCACUCGCUUAGGUGCGAAUGACAAUAUCCUCGCAGGACAAUCCACGUUCAUGAUCGAGCUGCAAGAGACAUCGAACGUUCUGCGCUACGCCACACAGAGAUCACUGGUCAUCAUGGAUGAGCUGGGUCGUGGCACAAGCACAUUCGACGGCUACUCCAUAGCCUACUCGGUGCUGAACCAGAUCACCAAUCACAUCAAGUGUCUAUGUAUGUUUGCCACUCACUACCAAUCGCUAGCCAAUGAACCCAAGGUCAGCGAUGCGAUCUCCAAGUGCUACAUGUCGUGCCACGUCGAUGAGCUCGCCAAGAAGGUAAUCUUCCUCUACAAGCUAUGCGAAGGUGUCUGUCCCUCGUCCUACGGUAUGUUGGUUGGUGGCAUGGCAGGCAUCCCCGUAGAGGUGGUGCACCGCGCCGAAGAGAAGGCCAAGCAAUUCGAGAGGGAGUCUACAAUUUCAUCCUAUAUCCAUGGAACCACUAGUACAAUGGACGCCGCCAAGAAGAUCGUCCAAUGCUGCAAGUCCAAGGACUAUGCCAAACUUGUCGAACUAUGGAAGAACAUCGAUCUCAAAUGA
Acytostelium subglobosum LB1 is the source of this 3390-nucleotide messenger RNA. RefSeq lists its product as hypothetical. Bases 1 to 3390 code for a protein of 1129 amino acids. Lineage: Eukaryota; Evosea; Eumycetozoa; Acytosteliales; Acytosteliaceae. Gene Ontology annotation, molecular function: mismatched DNA binding; ATP binding; ATP-dependent DNA damage sensor activity. Gene Ontology annotation, biological process: mismatch repair. The record is from RefSeq and is a predicted model, not a curated record. Gene Ontology annotation, cellular component: MutSalpha complex; nucleus. The transcript is spliced from 2 exons.